Molecule: messenger RNA, 1230 nt
Organism: Paramecium pentaurelia
Lineage: Eukaryota; Ciliophora; Oligohymenophorea; Peniculida; Parameciidae
Source: the annotation of a GenBank genome assembly
AAUGAGAGUUGCUGCUGUUUUGCUAGUUUGUUUAGUAUUAUGUUAGUGUAUUCCAGUACAUAAGAAAUUUUUGUAACUUGACGGGUAUUUGAUUAAAUGAAUAGUAGUCAAGAGAAUGAUGUUUAAUAUACAUCAGAGAAUUUAUAAGUUGUUGAGGAGAAGAGCCAAAGUAAGGAUGUUCAAAUUUUGGCAGCAUAAGAGAGUGAUUUGAUGAUUAAUUAAUUAGAGGCAUCUGAGAAAUAAGAUGUACAAUAAUCUUUAGAUGAUGAAACACCAUUGAAUAGUGCUUAUGUAUUAAUAUUGAAUAUAAUAAUAAAAGUUUGAAGAUGAAGAAAAUAAUAAUGAAAUUAUUGAAGAUGCUAGUUAAAAUAUAGUAGAGGAUUUGAAAUUGAUUGGCUAAUUGGAUAAUAAUAAUAUUAUUGAUGAAAAUCAUUAAGUAAUAGAUACUUAAUAAAAUAUUAAUGAUGAUAAUGAAAAUUAUGCAUCAGAUACUAUGAAUGUGAAUGAUGAAAUUUAAUAAGAACUUUCAGAUUAAUAAAAUAUUCAAGAGACAAUUAAUAAUGAAGAUAAUUAUUAUGAUGAUUCAAUUGAGAAUAAUGAUACAUUACAAGUAAGUGAUAAUGUCUCUUAAUAAUUAAUUGCCUAAACAAAUGAAGUCCCAGAUCUCACUAAUAUGGAUUAAGAUUAAAUUACACAAUAAUUUACUUAACCUGAAUAUGAAGUGUAACCAAAUCAAAUAGAAUAGACUAAUUAAUAAGAUUAAACUAUUAUUGUAGAUAAUCAAUUACAAAAAGAUGAAAAUCAACCAGAAGCUUAAAUUAUUGUUGUAUAAGAAUAAACUUAAAUCUAAUCAGAUAAUUAAGGUCCUAAAUAAGUUAAUAUUUAAUAAGAGAUUACCUCUUCUGAAGAUCCAAAUAAUAUAAAUGAUAUUAAUGAAGAGUAUUAUAUUUAAUAUACAUUAGAUAAACAUCCUAAUGUAUUGAAUUAUAUAGUUAAUGUUAUUACAAAGGAGAAUCAAUGAAAGCUUGUAAUGAUCUUGGAUAAAUGAAGUAAUUUAAUUUUAUCAUAUUUUAGAGAUUUCCCUUAUGAAAUUAAAUCUUUGAAGAUUCCUUUUGGAACAACCCUUACCAUCUAUGAUCAUCCAAAUUAUGAAGGAGAUAGACACACCUUCUCUAAAAAUGAAGAGUGUUUAGCAAAUGUAAUUGUUUUAACAUAAAUUACAAUUUGAAA